This is a messenger RNA of Trichomycterus rosablanca, 3110 nucleotides long. It is a transcript of the gene lipeb, whose product is annotated as lipase, hormone-sensitive b. Gene Ontology annotation, cellular component: cytosol. The record is from RefSeq and is a predicted model, not a curated record. Gene Ontology annotation, molecular function: sterol ester esterase activity; triacylglycerol lipase activity. Lineage: Eukaryota; Metazoa; Chordata; Actinopteri; Siluriformes; Trichomycteridae. Gene Ontology annotation, biological process: cholesterol metabolic process; triglyceride catabolic process.
AUGGCGUCAAGAAAGAAGUCUGUGAGCAGUGUUAUUGAUAAAGGUGCUAAUGGAAAGCGCUCGUCAAAACUUAAAGACGGUGUACCUAUAGUUAUGGACACUAAAGCAGUUUUUACAACACUAUAUGAGGUUUGUGAAGAAAAUGCUGCCUACUUUUCUAACAGUUCGAAGGGACCAGUUGUGGAUGCCUCCCAGAGACUUGUUGACUCUAUGCUGACUAUCCAGAAACAUGCCAGUGCCCUUGAGCCAGUCGUUUGUGGCUUUGCUGCUAUUUUUCAUCACUUUGACUUUGAUCCUCACAUUCCUGCCAACGGAUAUCGCUCACUAGUGAAGGUAGUGCGUUGCUGUCUCCUCCACAUUAUCCACAAGGGGCAAUACAUUUUAUCAAAUAAACGGAGCGUCUUUUUCCGUGCAGCGCAUAAUGCUAGAGAAAUGGAGGCCUACUGCAGUGCUCUGUGCCAGUUAAAGGCUUUACUUUACCUGGCUCAACGGCUUCUCCAUGAUAACGGACAAGGAAACCUCUUUUACCAGGAUGAGACUGGUCUCAGCCAGAUCUUUUUUCAGGAGUAUUCCUCCAUGUACAAAGGGUGCUUUUUUGGCCGUUGUGUUGGCUUCCAGUUCACGCCUUCCAUCCGGCCACACCUGCAGACUAUUACUAUAGGCUUAGUUGCAUUUGGAGAUAACUACAAGAGGCAUCAGUCUGGGAUAGGUGUUGCUGCUAGUUCUUUCUUCACUUCUGGGAAGUAUGUAAUUGAUCCUCAGCUGAGAGGCUUGGAGUAUGAGCGUAUCACUCAGAACUUGGAUAUUCAUUUUUGGAGGACAUUUUGGAAUAUUACAGAAAUUGAAGUUCUAGCGGGCUUGGCAAGUAUGACAUCCACUCAGGUUAAGGUGAAUUGUGCAUUCUCUGUGCCACCUGUGUCUUUUGAGCUACCAUUGAUGGCUGAUUCCACAAGUACAGUUAUAAUCUCUCCUCCGGCUUCUCAUAUCGGCCCUGGCCCUGUACAGAUGAGACUUAUUUCCAAUGAGCUGAGGGAAGGACAGGACACUGACAAGUUGUUGGCAAUGUCUCUUUCUGAAGGUGGCUCUUCCUCUCGCUCUCUGAGUCUCAAGUCAAAAAGGAGCCCUCCAUCACCUUGGCUGGUAGUGCAUAUCCAUGGUGGAGGUUUUGUUGCACAGACUUCAAAAUCACAUGAGCACUACCUAAAGAGUUGGUCUCAAGACCUCAAUGCUCCAGUCCUCUCGAUAGACUAUUCUCUUGCUCCAGAAGCACCAUUUCCACGGGCACUAGAAGAGUGUUUCUAUGCCUAUUGCUGGGCUCUCAAAAACAAAAAGCUUUUGGGUUGGACUGGUGAACGUGUGUGUUUGGCUGGUGACAGUGCAGGAGGUAAUUUGUGUCUGACUGUGUCAAUCAAAGUUGUGGCUCAUGGAGUGCGGUUGCCAGAUGGCAUUAUGGCUGCAUACCCUGCCACUAUGCUCACUGCCUAUGCCUCACCUUCUCGUCUGCUCAGCCUUAUGGAUCCAAUUCUGCCCCUUUGUGUGCUGUCACGCUGUCUCAGUGCUUAUGCAGGUGUGGAACUGCAUGAGGAGAAGCAGGUUGAGAAGGUAAGCACAUUAAAGACGAUGAGGAGAGAUACUGCUCUGCUAUUUAGAGACUUUAGACAGGGAGCUUCAAACUGGAUUCACUCUCUCCUGGACCCCAACAGGGCAAGUGCAGAGAUGGUAAGGACAAGUGUCUCUGAGGGAACUCUAACUUCUCCUCACUGUGAUCCUCUGGCCCCUGUGACUGCAUCAGAGUUCUCAUUAAGAAAGGAGUCUUUAAAAAGCAACACAUGUGAGGGUUUGGUUAACCACAAUAACAGCAGUGCCAGCAACAUCAGUCAUAAUACAACCAGCCUUCCUGACGACCACAGUGCCAACCUCAGUCAUUAUCAUAAUCCUAUACUUGACACCACAACCCUUAAUGGCAAGGUAGAAGAUGUAAGUAGCCUUUUUUCUAAAGAGGAAGAUCCAUUCUUUUCAAGUUCAAUCUCUUCCAUCGCAGUGCCUCCUCCGAAAGGAGCGAAAAACUCAGAAAGCCAAGAGGAGUUCCCUGAUGAUUUUAAGCCCUUGAGGUCAGAACAGCUUGCCGAGAUAAAGAUAGAUUCAUCUCCCAUCUUCAGAAAUCCCUACAUGUCCCCACUUCUGGCUCCAAAUCACAUGCUGAAGGGCCUACCUCCGAUACAUAUAGUGGCCUGUGCUUUGGACCCCAUGUUGGAUGAUUCUGUGAUGUUUGCGAAACGACUACAGAACAUUGAGCAGCCUGUGACCUUAUGUGUGAUUGAUGAUCUCCCACAUGGCUUUCUCUGCCUGUCACAGCUUUCGAAAGAGACUCUAGAAGCCUCUAAUGUCUGCAUGGAGAGGAUCAGAGAAGUAUUCACCAUGAAAGACAAGAUCAAGAUACAUCGCAAACUGGAAAGGACUAAUGCACAGGCUUCAGGCUUUGGUUCACAUAGCCUUAGAGAGAAGGACUUUCACCAAGCUCUUGCAAAAUAACAAACAAGAAAUAAUUGGGACUAUAGUUUAAAAGAUUGAAAGUGCAUUCUUAAACACUAAGACAAAACUUAUAAGCCUAGUAACAAAGUGUACCCAAGGUAGUUAGGUAAAGAGGAAUUAAAUACUGAAAACUGACCAAAACACUGUGCAAUGUUUCAGUAUAUCAAGAAAGAUUAAUAAAUGUAACUGUCGAAAAGCAUAUUUUAUUUGUGGAUAGAAAUUGAAGGUGACAAUAUAUGUUGAGCUUUUUUUCCACUUACCUGCUAAUUUUGUCACAAACAUAGCUUCCUGCCUUGUAUAGGACUGAAGGUUAGUUGUAUAGGUUAAAUAUACUGUAUGGGAUCAUCUAAAUCAAAAUUCUAGCUUUUUAUUUUUUGUUUGUCUGGUAAUUGUAGUUUUAAUGACUACAUCACUUUUGUUGAGGGUAAGAACAAAAUAAUUCUAUACCAUUAAAGUGUUUGUGUAGUUUAAAGUAUGUUGCCAUUUGAAUAUGCAGAGUAUCCCAAAAUAUCUAAUACAAGUUUUUUAGAAUGUGAGCGAUGACAUAUAGAAUGAUUGAAUCAGUAUUAGCUAUCAUA